UGUCAUACUGGGAAAGUAAAACUGUAAAAACGCACUAGGAGUGGUUGGAGCAUUUGAGAAUAUUAUUAGCAGUUAAAAAUUUACACAGAUGAUGAGUUAGUCUUGCGGUUUUGUCGGAUGCACAUCUAUCCUUAAACUGCUUGCAGAAUAGCAGAAACGUGAAAAGUGUUUAGAUAAGACGGAAAACUGAAACACUAUACGCACUUCCGAAAUAUGUGUUUUAAAAUAUCAGUAAGUUUCAGUGAUUUUAUUAUUGCAGAGCAAACAAAAAGAGUAGGCGGAAUUCAAAUAUCUGGAUCAAUAAGACUGUUGCGUAAAUCUAAUUCUGUAGUCGAAGGUUAUAUAGAGACGUUUUGCACUGUUCUGAUGUAUACCGUCAUUUUGCAGAUUCUCGGCAAUUUUCUGUAUUAAAUGGAGAUUUUUAAUGUUGAAUAAGGUGGUACCUCUUGCUCCUGUUCCAUGAAGCGCUGACAGCUUUCUCAAGGGUGGUUCAUCUUUAACAUCCGAUCCGUUCUACAAAACUUAUUUCAUGUACAAGAUAGUGGACGGCACUGUCAUUAAUUUUUAAGAAGCAACAGAGAUUUGCAUAUUUAAUUAACCAUGGCUGGAGAGAACGAAAGUGAAUCGGUUCUGCUCCUGGAGUUGGCGAGGGAAAUUUCCGACACAGACGAUCAAGACAAAUUCUGCUUCCAAGCCUUACGUCACGUGGUAUCCAUCGUCAACGCGGAAAAAUGCAGCCUCUUCUGGAUGCGAGACUCGGCCAAGGGCGACAGCAAAGAGCUUGCAUCAAGAUUAUGGAACAUUACCCCAAAGUCAACGUUUGACGACGUGGUCUGUGAUUCGAAAAACGAACUUGUAGUGCCAGUUGGAGUAGGGAUUGCGGGCUUGGUCGCCGAAACAAAAGAAGCAGUUAUCGUUUCAAAUGUUUACGAGCACCCGAAUUUUAACAAAACCAUUGACGAGAAAACUGGAUUUGAAUCGCGAGACUUACUUUGUCAACCCCUGGUCCUGAAGCGUGAGGACAAAGUCGUUGGUGUGGUUGAGGUGGUGAACAAAAAGAAUAAAGAGCCUUUUACCACAGAAGACGCACAGGUCUUGGAACAUUUUUUAGUUCUUUGUAAUCUUGCAAUUCAGAACUGCCGAGGGGCUGCACAGAUAACCAGACUCCAACAAGCAGCAACACUGCAAGAAGAUUUAUCCAGUAAGAUUUCAAAACUUUGGCCAAGCCGUUCCUACGAUGACGUCAUGAAGGAGGUUGUGAUGCAAAUAUCAGACCUGAUUCAAUGCGAGAGAUAUACACUUGCCAUUGCACUUAUCGACAAUUGCAACAUUGAAGGCUGCUUGCAGUUUGCCAAGUCGUAUGAUUUGCUUCUGCAGAAGCCAAAAGCGUCAAUGUUUGACGACGAAGAUCAACCGAUCGUGAAAACGGUUGAAGUAAACAAAUUAAAGAAGAAUGAUUGGGUCUUCAGUCACAAGGUUAUCCAAAAAGCCGUCGAAACUAAACAAAUGGUAAACGUGGCGAAAAUCACCCCAUUCUCCGAGUUCAAGCUAGAGGACGCAAAGAAAGAGUUCAGUUUGAAGUCGGCGCUGUGUGUGGCGUUUUACGACGGCACCGAUCGAUUGUUGGGUGUGCUUCAUCUUGGCAACAAGAAGAAAAAGGGGUUUGAUGAAAAUGACGAAGCGGUAAUACAGUCUGUUCGGCCAUACAUAAUGAAUGGACUUUUGUUCGCAAACGGAUUCAACUCCAUCGUGAUCAACAAAGCAAAGACGGAUGUUGCGGAGGACACUGUGAGAUUUCACAUCCGACCAUGGCAAGAUGAAGUGGAUCGCGUCGUUAACGAGCCAAUCCCCGAAGGCGAGAAAUACAACUUGUACCAAUUCACUUUCUCUGAUCUUCUCAUGAGUGAUGACGAAACAGUGAUGGGGGCAAUGCGUAUGUUCCUGGAUCUCGACGCCUUCAACCUAUUUCACAUAAGACAAGAGACUAUGUUGCGGUGGCUGAUUACCACCAGACGUUGUUACAGACCGGUUUAUUAUCAUAACUGGAGACACGGUCUGAAUGUUGCCCACACAAUGUUUCUACUGUUGGACCGCAUGGGAAAAGAUACAAAUACGCCGGGUAUCGACAAAGCUUUUAACGAUCGAGAAAAGUUCGCGUUGGUGGUCGCAUGUUUCUGUCACGAUAUUGAUCACAGGGGAACUAACAACGCAUUUCUUAUCAGGGCUGGAGCACCUCUUGCCAUUUUGUACAACACGUCCACCCUGGAGAAUCAUCACUACGACACAUGUCUCAGAAUAAGCAGCAUAGACGGAAACAACAUUUUCGAAUCGUUUACCAAAGAGCAAUUCGAAUCGGCAUGCGAACUGAUGAAACAUGCGAUUCUGGCAACGGAUCUUGCGCUAUAUUUCCAGCGGCGAAACACAUUCAAAAAAUUAUUGGAGAAGCCAUUUGAGGAACGAGAUUUCGUUCAAAACAACGAUAACCGUAUGCUUCUAAUGUCUAUGAUGAUGACAGCAUGCGAUCUGUCAUCUAUUACGAAACCAUGGGAAGUCCAACAAAAGAUGGCUAAGUUGGUCACGAGUGAGUUCUACGAUCAAGGUGACCAAGAACGCGCUUUGUUUGGAACCGAACCUAUGCCUAUGAUGGACCGAAGAAAGAUUGACGACUUGCCCAAAAUGCAGAUUGGUUUUAUCGAUGGAGUCUGCUCAAUGGCGUAUGAGAUGAUGGCCGACUUCUGCCCCGGCUACGCACCACUUAGAGACGGAAUGCGAGCAAAUCGACAGAGUUGGAAAGACCUGGCCAUCGCCCAAGGUCACGAGGUUGAUGUGCCCAAGAACCAACAGAAGAAACAAGACGACGAGUAUGGAAAUCUCUGGGAGAAAUACUGGAGCAUGGACCCGGAGAAUUUUAUUUGGGGCAUCGAUCCGAACGAAGUGCCACCGGAGGUUGUUAUAGAGCGAGUGGUGUUUUCUCCCAAAAAGAAAGCUCCAAAAGGAACCCCAAAUGCGAGUGAAAUGAGUGAAACCAAAUCCAGUAAAAAACGACGAAGAAAUAAAGUUGCUUCUGAAGAUACGGGGAACCAAAAUGCAGAAACUGAAGGGAAGAGUAAAAUGUGUCUUGUAAUGUAAUAGGGGAACAUAAAUAUUGGGAGCAAAAUUUCUUACGUGCGGUUUUAUAGUAACUGUAUGUGGCUUCAUGAAUUUAAAAACUCUGAUUUGGCUCAGUCUUAUACAUCCAAUAGGAGAAUGUGUUAAACUCUGCUGUCGACCACUGACGAGAUGCGAACAUAGUUUGAAGGAAAACUGUGACUUCUUCAAAACACAGAAAAUCACUGUGCUCAGAAAUAGGAGACAAUUAUUUUCUUAUAACGAGAUAGCGCGUUAAACAUAGUUCAACAAAACUACAACCGCUGUUCCAGUGUUUGCAUAUACCUGUCAUUUGAAGUGGCGUGAGACUCUGACAUCGUCUGUACCCCAACAAUUUCUGUUCACGCAUUUCUACAGUUUUAUCUUCAAUCGUACAUGUGUUGUUAUAUAAGCUCGUUUUAUUGUGUUUAGAUUCACACAGCUACUGUAUUUUAAAUUUUGCACCAUCUUACAUAUUGCUGAAACACGAUAAAUGGCUUGAUCUAUAGCUUAAAA
Messenger RNA from Ciona intestinalis (vase tunicate), 3642 nucleotides. Its product is annotated as cGMP-specific 3',5'-cyclic phosphodiesterase. Lineage: Eukaryota; Metazoa; Chordata; Ascidiacea; Phlebobranchia; Cionidae. Gene Ontology annotation, molecular function: protein binding; 3',5'-cyclic-nucleotide phosphodiesterase activity. The record is from RefSeq and is a predicted model, not a curated record. Gene Ontology annotation, biological process: signal transduction.